Molecule: messenger RNA, 3555 nt
Organism: Folsomia candida
Lineage: Eukaryota; Metazoa; Arthropoda; Collembola; Entomobryomorpha; Isotomidae
Product: mucin-5B-like
Exons: 2
Coding region: 1-3555 (1184 amino acids)
Source: RefSeq, a predicted model, not a curated record
AUGGACGCGGGUUUGGUAAAACACCCGUCAGCUUUGAGUUUUACCACCAAUGAGAAUGACAUGGUAACACCACGCCAGAAACAGGAUGCAACUACUGAAAGCGGAAAACCCACAGCAAAUGUGGCUUUCACGUUGCUCCAAGCGACUCUCCCAAUCAUGACAACACAGGCUAUUUUACCAAGCCCAGGUCCAGAGACACCAAGCUCUACUGAGGCAAGUACUGAAACCACCAUUUCCACUCUGGUUUCUACUCCGUCGAUCCUGCCAACUACAUCUGCAGGAUAUUUGAAACAAAGUCUCUCAUCGUCCGCCCUCAUGGCGGUCACACAUCCCGCCAUACAAAUUGAAACAACUUUGAUCACACCAAUCCAUCAUUUCACAACACCAAUCGCCCACGUUGAUGAUCAGGCCACCCGAAUUGCAACUCCAGCCCUCAUUUCCGAUGAUAAGGUGGCAGCACAACAUGGACGCGGGUUUGGUAAACACCCGUCAGCUUUGAGUUUUACCACCAAUGAGAAUGACAUGGUAACACCACGCCAGAAACAGGAUGCAACUACUGAAAGCGGAAAACCCACAGCAAAUGUGGCUUUCACGUUGCUCCAAGCGACUCUCCCAAUCAUGACAACACAGGCUAUUUUACCAAGCCCAGGUCCAGAGACACCAAGCUCUACUGAGGCAAGUACUGAAACCACCAUUUCCACUCUGGUUUCUACUCCGUCGAUCCUGCCAACUACAUCUGCAGGAUAUUUGAAACAAAGUCUCUCAUCGUCCGCCCUCAUGGCGGUCACACAUCCCGCCAUACAAAUUGAAACAACUUUGAUCACACCAAUCCAUCAUUUCACAACACCAAUCGCCCACGUUGAUGAUCAGGCCACCCGAAUUGCAACUCCAGCCCUCAUUUCCGAUGAUAAGGUGGCAGCACAACAUGGACGCGGGUUUGGUAAACACCCGUCAGCUUUGAGUUUUACCACCAAUGAGAAUGACAUGGUAACACCACGCCAGAAACAGGAUGCAACUACUGAAAGCGGAAAACCCACAGCAAAUGUGGCUUUCACGUUGCUCCAAGCGACUCUCCCAAUCAUGACAACACAGGCUAUUUUACCAAGCCCAGGUCCAGAGACACCAAGCUCUACUGAGGCCACCCGAAUUGCAACUCCAGCCCUCAUUUCCGAUGAUAAGGUGGCAGCACAACAUGGACGCGGGUUUGGUAAACACCCGUCAGCUUUGAGUUUUACCACCAAUGAGAAUGACAUGGUAACACCACGCCAGAAACAGGAUGCAACUACUGAAAGCGGAAAACCCACAGCAAAUGUGGCUUUCACGUUGCUCCAAGCGACUCUCCCAAUCAUGACAACACAGGCUAUUUUACCAAGCCCAGGUCCAGAGACACCAAGCUCUACUGAGGCAAGUACUGAAACCACCAUUUCCACUCUGGUUUCUACUCCGUCGAUCCUGCCAACUACAUCUGCAGGAUAUUUGAAACAAAGUCUCUCAUCGUCCGCCCUCAUGGCGGUCACACAUCCCGCCAUACAAAUUGAAACAACUUUGAUCACACCAAUCCAUCAUUUCACAACACCAAUCGCCCACGUUGAUGAUCAGGCCACCCGAAUUGCAACUCCAGCCCUCAUUUCCGAUGAUAAGGUGGCAGCACAACAUGGACGCGGGUUUGGUAAACACCCGUCAGCUUUGAGUUUUACCACCAAUGAGAAUGACAUGGUAACACCACGCCAGAAACAGGAUGCAACUACUGAAAGCGGAAAACCCACAGCAAAUGUGGCUUUCACGUUGCUCCAAGCGACUCUCCCAAUCAUGACAACACAGGCUAUUUUACCAAGCCCAGGUCCAGAGACACCAAGCUCUACUGAGGCAAGUACUGAAACCACCAUUUCCACUCUGGUUUCUACUCCGUCGAUCCUGCCAACUACAUCUGCAGGAUAUUUGAAACAAAGUCUCUCAUCGUCCGCCCUCAUGGCGGUCACACAUCCCGCCAUACAAAUUGAAACAACUUUGAUCACACCAAUCCAUCAUUUCACAACACCAAUCGCCCACGUUGAUGAUCAGGCCACCCGAAUUGCAACUCCAGCCCUCAUUUCCGAUGAUAAGGUGGCAGCACAACAUGGACGCGGGUUUGGUAAACACCCGUCAGCUUUGAGUUUUACCACCAAUGAGAAUGACAUGGUAACACCACGCCAGAAACAGGAUGCAACUACUGAAAGCGGAAAACCCACAGCAAAUGUGGCUUUCACGUUGCUCCAAGCGACUCUCCCAAUCAUGACAACACAGGCUAUUUUACCAAGCCCAGGUCCAGAGACACCAAGCUCUACUGAGGCAAGUACUGAAACCACCAUUUCCACUCUGGUUUCUACUCCGUCGAUCCUGCCAACUACAUCUGCAGGAUAUUUGAAACAAAGUCUCUCAUCGUCCGCCCUCAUGGCGGUCACACAUCCCGCCAUACAAAUUGAAACAACUUUGAUCACACCAAUCCAUCAUUUCACAACACCAAUCGCCCACGUUGAUGAUCAGGCCACCCGAAUUGCAACUCCAGCCCUCAUUUCCGAUGAUAAGGUGGCAGCACAACAUGGACGCGGGUUUGGUAAACACCCGUCAGCUUUGAGUUUUACCACCAAUGAGAAUGACAUGGUAACACCACGCCAGAAACAGGAUGCAACUACUGAAAGCGGAAAACCCACAGCAAAUGUGGCUUUCACGUUGCUCCAAGCGACUCUCCCAAUCAUGACAACACAGGCUAUUUUACCAAGCCCAGGUCCAGAGACACCAAGCUCUACUGAGGCAAGUACUGAAACCACCAUUUCCACUCUGGUUUCUACUCCGUCGAUCCUGCCAACUACAUCUGCAGGAUAUUUGAAACAAAGUCUCUCAUCGUCCGCCCUCAUGGCGGUCACACAUCCCGCCAUACAAAUUGAAACAACUUUGAUCACACCAAUCCAUCAUUUCACAACACCAAUCGCCCACGUUGAUGAUCAGGCCACCCGAAUUGCAACUCCAGCCCUCAUUUCCGAUGAUAAGGUGGCAGCACAACAUGGACGCGGGUUUGGUAAACACCCGUCAGCUUUGAGUUUUACCACCAAUGAGAAUGACAUGGUAACACCACGCCAGAAACAGGAUGCAACUACUGAAAGCGGAAAACCCACAGCAAAUGUGGCUUUCACGUUGCUCCAAGCGACUCUCCCAAUCAUGACAACACAGGCUAUUUUACCAAGCCCAGGUCCAGAGACACCAAGCUCUACUGAGGCAAGUACUGAAACCACCAUUUCCACUCUGGUUUCUACUCCGUCGAUCCUGCCAACUACAUCUGCAGGAUAUUUGAAACAAAGUCUCUCAUCGUCCGCCCUCAUGGCGGUCACACAUCCCGCCAUACAAAUUGAAACAACUUUGAUCACACCAAUCCAUCAUUUCACAACACCAAUCGCCCACGUUGAUGAUCAGGCCACCCGAAUUGCAACUCCAGCCCUCAUUUCCGAUGAUAAGGUGGCAGCACAACAUGGACGCGGGUUUGGUAAACACCCGUCAGCUUUGAGUUUUUACCACCAAUGA